AUGUUUUUAUUGAAAUUGAUUUCUCAAAAAUUAUGUGCCAUAAUAGUUAUAAUAGUUUUGUCGAUUACAUCGUUAGCGCUGUGCAACCAACAAUUGAGCAAAGCUUAUCCAGGUCUGCACUACCAUGCCGAGCAUCCUGAGCGGAGUAGAGGCUAUAAAUUUCUAAUCACUGGCGGCUAUCGGCCCACAGUAGCGAAUCUGACAAAAUAUUUGGUUUCGAUAAGUCAUGCGAAUUUUAAGAAAUUUUUUGGUGACGCACAUUUUUGCGGCGGUGCCAUCGUGAAACCGAACACAAUUCUAACAGCCGCCCAUUGUAUAAGCAAGCGUUUGUAUGGCUUUCAAAUGAUGCGUUCAAUUAUCGUAAUAGCUGGUACACCGAAUCGUCUACAGAAAACCGAACACACACAAAUUAUGAAAGUGAAACGUGUUGCCGUGUAUGGCGAGUCCAAAACCGAGAAGUCCGUCGAUAUUGCGGUUAUCAUUUUGCAGCGCAGCAUACGCAUCGACAAUGUGACAACAGGCGUAUUGCCGCUCACCGAUCAUCCGCUUCGUGCUGGUGAUAAGUGCACUGUCCUCGGUUGGGGGCGUGUAUUCGAUCACGGUCCGAUGCCGGCCACUGCAUUGUACGUGGAUUUGGAAAUUUGGACACGUCGAAAAUGUCAAUCUUAUAAAAACUUCUAUACGCCAUCCUUGCUAUGCGCCGGUGUACCCGAGGAUCCCGAACGCGAUUCAUGUGCCGGUGAUUCGGGUGGGCCCUUGAUAUGUGACGAGCAAGUAGUGGGUAUUGUUUCAUUCGGCAUCGGCUGUGGCACGCCCGGCUAUCCCGGCUUCUAUACGAACGUCUACAGGUACUUGGAUUGGGUGAAGGAAAAUCUCGCGUACCGGUUGCAUAUCAAUUAUAUUUUAAUGGUCAAAUUGAUAUUUUUCUUAUGGUUAUUGUAA
Molecule: messenger RNA, 942 nt
Organism: Bactrocera tryoni
Lineage: Eukaryota; Metazoa; Arthropoda; Insecta; Diptera; Tephritidae
Product: trypsin II-P29-like
Exons: 3
Coding region: 1-942 (313 amino acids)
Biological process (GO): proteolysis
Molecular function (GO): serine-type endopeptidase activity
Source: RefSeq, a predicted model, not a curated record